This is a messenger RNA of Ambispora leptoticha, 1617 nucleotides long. The record is from the annotation of a GenBank genome assembly. NCBI's taxonomy places the organism in Eukaryota, Fungi, Glomeromycota, Glomeromycetes, Archaeosporales, Ambisporaceae.
AUGACAGACUUUGAAGUUAAUCCCUUCGCUGAGUCUACUAGCCUAGAUGAAGACUAUGAAGGAAUCUCGGACGACCAAGAAUACAGACCGCAAAGUGAACGCAUACCGUCGUUUGCACAUGAUUUUUCUGGUUUUUGUUGUCAAAUUGGUUCAGUAAUUCGCACCGGAGAAGAAAACAUUCUUAUAACGAAUGCGCAAAAGACAAACGAGGGAGGUGGAAGUAAUUACAUUACUUAUACGAUUCGAUUCAAUGAUCAAGAAGUGAAACGGCGUUAUUCGGAAUUCGAGUCACUGCGAAAUAGUCUAACACGAUUAUAUCCAACAGCCAUUAUUCCUCCAAUACCAGAGAAACAUUCUAUUACUGACUACGCGACUAUGCAAAGUAAAGCCAAAGAAGAUGUGGUGAUAAUUGAAAAGCGUAAGAGAAUGUUACUAACAUUUUUAGUGCGGAUUGCAAAACAUCCGAAAUUAUCGAAUAGUCAUAUUUUUCAUAGGUUUUUGGAGAGUGGCGUAUCAUGGAAUGAAGUUCUCAAUUCUCCACCACUAUCGACACUGCCGAAAAAUAUUCUUCAGGUGUCCCCAACAAAUCUUCCAUCUCAAUCAUCGAGUAAUUCCACAUCUCCGGUUUCCACAACAAAUCCGCUUCUACCCACACCUAACCCCUCUCAAUUAUUGAGAAAUCCGGAUCAACGGUUUCUCGAUUCUGAACUGUUUACUAAUAAAUUUGCUAAUCAUAUGAGCCAAAACUUAGAGAAGACAAACCGAAGAUUAUUAAAAAGAUUGAGUGAUUUAUCCAAUGAUUAUGCUGAAUUGGGUGCAGUUUAUAAUGGGUUUAGCUUGGUCGAACCUGGUGGUUUAUCCAAUGCGAUUGAGAAGGUUGGCCAGGCGGUUGAUUCUUCCUUUAUGGCUAUUCGAAAUUUGACCACAGCACUUGAAUCCGAAUUUUCCGAGCCUCUUCAAGAAUAUUCGCAAUUCGCUCAGAUGAUUAAACAAGUGCUCCGAUAUCGACAUAUGAAGCAUCUACAGUUGGAGCUCACAGAAGAAACUCUUGAAAGACAAAAGGCUGCCCAUGAAAGUCUAAUAAGAUCAGAGGAGGAGGCCAGAAGAUUAGAAGCCGCUUUAAGUCGAUCAACAAUUGAAGAGAAUUCGUUGUCUCGUUCUCGUGCUAGUUUAGAUAGCGAAGAUGGAAAUUCACAUAUUCAUGAAGGUGGUGAAAAUGGACGUGAAGAAGAUGGUUAUCAUCAGAAUGGUGACUUGUCAAAUAGUGCUACGCUGAAUCAUCACUCUAAAAAGCGUAGUAGCUCGAAAUUGUUCUCCGUGUUAAGCCAUACUAUUCACGGUAUAAUGGACGUCGAUCCAGAAGCCACUAGGAGAAGUAGUAUUGGUAAAACAGCGGAUUCCAUAAUUCAGCUUGAGGAAGCCUUAGAAACAUCUAAACAAGACCUUAAGAAUAUAUCCGUAUCUAUUCAAGAAGAUUUAGAUCGUUUUCAAAGACAAAAAGUACGUGAUAUUCGGGACAUGUUGAUCGCAUAUGCAAAAAUCCAAAUUAAAUGGUGUCAAAAGAAUUUAAAUAGUUGGGAAGAGGCUAGAGCCGAAAUUGAAAAGAUGCAAACGUAA